AUGACGGCGGAUUCGCAGCAGAAAACGAGCAAGCCCCGAUGGGGGGAGAUGGAGGAAGACGACAAUUUUGAUUUCCUUCUCCCUCCGAUGCAGGUGAUUGGCCCUGACCACACCGGUUUGAAGACGGUGAUCGAGUACGAUUUCAACGCUGAGGGCCAUAAGGUCAAGAAGACCACUAGGACUCGCAUCAAAAAGUUAGCUAUCGCGAGGCUCAGCAAACAUGCUAUAGAGCGGAGGAACUGGCCUAAGUUCGGUGACGCCGCCAAUGGGGACGACGGUAGCAAUCUCACCAUGAUGUCUACCGAAGAGAUUAUCAUGGAACGACCCAGAGCUCCUGGUGCCAAAGCGGAUGAAGCAAAGGCAGGAGAAGACGGGUUGUCUCAGGUUAAUAAAGGUGCAUCCCUAAUGGUGUGCAGGACAUGCGGCAAGAAAGGUGAUCACUGGACAGCUAGAUGCCCUUACAAGGACCUGGCACAACCAACCGAUGCCUUCAACGACAAGCCACCCACUGGGGAAGCAUCUACCGUAUCCGCUGCAGCUGGAACUGGCAAGGCCGCUUACGUCCCUCCUAGCAUGAGACCAGGUGCAGACAGAGCCGCUGGUGGCUCUGACAUGAGGAGGAGGAACGAUGAGAACUCUGUGCGUGUUACCAACUUGUCUGAAGACACCCGUGAACCUGACUUGAUGGAGCUCUUCCAUCCGUUUGGCGCUGUGACUCGUGUCUAUGUGGCCAUUGAUCAGAAGACUGGAGUCAGCAGAGGAUUUGGUUUCGUCAACUUCGUGACCAGAGAAGACGCUCAGCGAGCAAUCAACAAACUGAAUGGUUAUGGUUAUGAUAACCUCAUCCUCAGGGUUGAGUGGGCCACUCCAAGACCAACCUAA
Messenger RNA from Microthlaspi erraticum, 882 nucleotides. NCBI's taxonomy places the organism in Eukaryota, Viridiplantae, Streptophyta, Magnoliopsida, Brassicales, Brassicaceae. The record is from the annotation of a GenBank genome assembly.